AUGACGGCGGAAAUAAAGCCAGCAGGUGGCGUACAGAGCUACUAUACGUCGAAAAUAGAGGAAUCUGAGUUAGCUAUUCACGAACGCACGCAAAAUCUGAGAAGAUUGGAAGCCCAGCGAAAUGCAUUAAAUACAAAAGUACGGCUGCUUAGAGAAGAAUUGCAAUUGCUUCAAGAACCAGGCAGUUACGUUGGAGAAGUGGUAAAAGUAAUGGACAAGACUAAAAUAUUGGUUAAGGUGCAGCCAGAAGGUAAAUUCAUCGUCGAUUUCUCUCAAGAUAUUAAGCUUGAAGAUCUCAAACCCUCAUUGAGAGUUGCGUUGAGAUCGGAUAGCUAUACGCUUCACAAGAUACUUCCUAACAAGGUUGAUCCAUUAGUCUCACUUAUGAUGGUCGAGAAGGUGCCUGAUUCAACUUAUGAGAACGUUGGUGGAUUAGACAAGCAGAUCAAGGAAAUCAAAGAGGUUAUUGAAUUGCCAGUCAAGCAUCCAGAGCUAUUCGAAUCUUUGGGUAUUGCUCAGCCAAAGGGUGUUUUGCUCUAUGGUCCUCCAGGUACUGGUAAAACAUUGCUUGCAAGAGCCGUUGCACACCACACAGACUGUGCGUUCAUUAGGGUGUCUGGCUCUGAAUUGGUUCAAAAGUACAUUGGUGAGGGAUCUAGAAUGGUGAGAGAAUUAUUCGUUAUGGCUAGAGAUCACGCUCCAUCCAUCAUAUUCAUGGAUGAGAUUGAUUCCAUCGGUUCAUCAAGAGGUGAAUCAGGCACUGGUGGUGGUGAUUCUGAAGUACAGAGAACUAUGUUAGAAUUGCUUAAUCAGUUGGAUGGAUUUGAGUCUUCUAAGAACAUCAAGGUCGUUAUGGCUACCAACCGUAUUGACAUAUUGGAUUCCGCUCUAUUGAGACCAGGCAGAAUCGACAGAAAGAUUGAAUUUCCACCUCCAGGCCCUGAAGCUAGAAUAUCAAUUUUGAAGAUUCACUCAAGGAAAAUGUCGUUGCAGCGUGGGAUCGAUUUCAAGUCAUUGGCGGAGAAGAUGGGUAACUGCUCAGGUGCAGAGGUGAAGGGAAUAUGUACAGAGGCUGGUAUGUAUGCGCUAAGAGAACGUCGUCAACACGUCAGCAACGAAGACUUUGAAUUGGCAGUUUCCAAGGUAUUGAAGAGAGCUGCGGAGACUAACACAUCGUCAAACAAGCUGUUUACUUAG
Wallemia ichthyophaga EXF-994 is the source of this 1197-nucleotide messenger RNA. RefSeq names its product 26S protease regulatory subunit 8. Gene Ontology annotation, molecular function: ATP hydrolysis activity; proteasome-activating activity; ATP binding. Lineage: Eukaryota; Fungi; Basidiomycota; Wallemiomycetes; Wallemiales; Wallemiaceae. The transcript is spliced from 2 exons. The record is from RefSeq and is a predicted model, not a curated record. Gene Ontology annotation, biological process: proteasome-mediated ubiquitin-dependent protein catabolic process. Gene Ontology annotation, cellular component: proteasome regulatory particle, base subcomplex. Bases 1 to 1197 code for a protein of 398 amino acids.